ACACACACACACACAGUUCUUUCCUAGCCAAAGCUUGUAACUACUUGGAAGUAUUUAAAGACUUCCAGAUCCUAGCUUAAGCUCUUCAAAAAGACACAGAAGACAAGGGGAUACAACUCAUCCUGGUGUCGAAAGCUUCAAGGAUGCCAAACUGGGGAGGUGGAGCCAAAUGUGGUGCGUGUGACAAGACUGUCUACCAUGCUGAAGAAAUCCAGUGUAAUGGCCGUAGUUUUCAUAAGACGUGCUUCCAUUGCAUGGCCUGCCGAAAAGCUCUGGACAGUACGACAGUAGCAGCCCACGAAUCUGAAAUCUACUGCAAAACUUGUUAUGGGAGAAAAUAUGGCCCAAAAGGGAUUGGCUUUGGACAAGGUGCAGGCUGCCUCAGCACAGACACUGGAGAGCAUCUUGGGCUGGAUCUACAGCACUCACCAAAGCCAGCUCGUCCUUCCACUCCUACCAACCCUUCAAAGUUUGCCAAAAAAUUUGGCGAUGUUGAUAAAUGCCCUCGUUGUGGGAAGUCAGUGUAUGCUGCAGAGAAGAUAAUGGGAGGAGGAAAGCCAUGGCACAAGACAUGCUUCCGAUGUGCUUUCUGUGGGAAGAGUCUAGAGUCUACAAAUGUCACAGAUAAAGAUGGAGAGAUUUACUGUAAAGUUUGCUAUGCAAAGAAUUUUGGUCCUAAAGGAAUUGGAUUUGGUGGCCUCACUCAAGUUGAACAGGCUUAGGCUUGUCCAAAUAGUAACACAUGAACAAGAAUGUAUUAAGAAUACUUUUUUCAUCUGAAGAAGUACUCUCUUUUCAUCUACAAGUUUUGUAGAAUGGUGCAAGAAAGCUUGUUGUGAGAGGUAGUGUAGGAAAACAUUUACUUUCUUAACAGCUACUGUUUAAUAUCUUAAUUUCUGGACUGUUCACAAAUAAUUUCAGAAUUGCUACCUAUUUUAAAUAACAGGAGCACAUAGGAUACCACUAUAAAGAUUACUGUUUUUACAUCAAUGUUAAAUAAACAGAACCUGAUUCUUAUUUUACAUUCUGUUGCUUGUAAGUGCCAAAAUAGCACUUUUGAAGAUAUGUUGUUGGUAUGUCACGAAAUAAAGAUACUGGACUGUAAGCAGCCACAAUAAUAAUGUUUUUAAAAAAGCACUGUUCCAGUUACUACCAAGUUCAUUUAUGAGUAUUAGCUCAUAUAUUUUUUUCCACUUUGAACCUCUCAAAACCAUGCCAUCUCUCCUUGGGAAAAACUUGGGAUGGUAUUAUCUCAUCUCCAAACAUAUAUUACAAGGACAGCACUGAAUGUAGAACCACUUGCAUAUUGGCAGCUUGAUCUGAAAUAAAAAUAUGCCUUACAAGUGCAGGUGCUGAAAAAAAAGUAUGUUAUAUUUA
Podarcis muralis (Common wall lizard) is the source of this 1377-nucleotide messenger RNA. It is a transcript of the gene CSRP3, whose product is annotated as cysteine and glycine rich protein 3. Gene Ontology annotation, molecular function: actinin binding; structural constituent of muscle. NCBI's taxonomy places the organism in Eukaryota, Metazoa, Chordata, Lepidosauria, Squamata, Lacertidae. The record is from RefSeq and is a predicted model, not a curated record. Gene Ontology annotation, cellular component: nucleus; Z disc; cytoplasm. Gene Ontology annotation, biological process: sarcomere organization; muscle tissue development; cardiac muscle contraction.